AUGGAGACCCACUCGGACCUUCCGGUGUUGGAGACAAGUGAUGGACCCGGAGCAGGGACUGCAGUGGACAGCUCCGAGGAUGCUGGCUGGGCUGGGCGACCGUUCCCUGGGGGCUUCCGGGCUUCACUGGCUGGCGUGCUGCUUCUGGAGCUCGCGCUGGGCCUGGGCUGUAAUGCUGCUGCCCUGCUUCUGCACCGAGCCAGGGCAGGCCCCAGGGCCUCGGCCAGCGCACGCCUCACCCUCAGCCUGCACGUGCUGGACACGCUCAUCUGCGCGCUUUGUGUCCCUCUCAGCGUGGCCGUACUCCUGCUGCCCACUACACCGGCUCCUCGCGCUCCGGUCUCGGUGCGCCCCGCAACCCUGCUCUGCCGCUUCCAUGAGGCCGGGGUCACCUUUAGCGGCGUGGCCACGGCAGCCGGCGUACUCGCCGUGAGCCUGGACCGCUACGACAUGUCCGCGCGGCCCGCGCGCCGUCGUCUCACGCCCGCGCGCGCGCUGUUGCUGCUGGCCAUCGCUUGGCUGCUCUCCCUGGCAGCCUUCUUCUUGCCCUUUGUGGAGGCCGGGCUGGCGCCGGGGGCGUGGGAUGACGCCUCGGGUGCUGACAACCGCACAGGCGUGUCCUGUGUAGGUACAGGCGGAGAUGGGGCUGUGGCGGGCCGAGGGGCGUCUGCUGGCAGGGGCCACCUCCUGGUGCAGAUCCCCGCCUUCAUGGCGGCUCUUGUGGGACUGUUGGUGACCUACGCGCGUGUCCUCCAUGCGCUGAGCGCGGGCGUCGGUGCGCGAGCCAGUCGGAGGAGGAGAAGGGGGAGGCGGCGAGGACGUGGCUGUGGGUCUGGGGCCGGGUCUGGAGAGUCCCGGGGGCUGAGUUCCAUGCCACCGCCGGCCGCACCCACCCCAGGCCCCGCGCCCCCGCCGCCAGCCCUGCAAACUUCGGUGUCUGUGAUUCUAGCGUUGCGGCGAGCCGUGCGCAGGCACCGCGACAGGCGGGCUCGGAGGCGGCGGGUUUUGCGCCGGUCGCUGCUCAUCGUCAGCUCCUUUGUGGGAUGCUGGGCUCCUUUGUCUGUGGGCAACCUGCUUCUUCUGUGCAUGGGCCCCAGCGAGCGGCUGGCCCGCCUACGGCUUUGCUGCCUGGCGGCGGCCUACGGUACCACGGUGCUGCACCCGCUGCUCUACGCUUUCCCUCGCCGCUCGCUCAGCCGGGCGCUGCGAAGCCAAGCUCGGAGGCACGCUGUGUGCGCCUUGCGACCCGAACCACCUGCUGCGGCUGCUGCUAUUGUGCGGAAUUCCUGGCUGGGAACGCGCAAAGGCCAGGGCAAGGCGGAGGAAGUCGGGGACCGUGGUUUGGGCUUGGAUGGACAGCCCCGGGACUGAGGGCUUCAAUCGUUGCCCUUGCCCUGCAGGCGCGCAUGGAAUGAGGGUAACCGAUUUCCCCAGUAUCCUUGGUUCAAGUGUGCCCAUGGACUAACAGCCUCAUCCAGGUGCAUCUUCCCUGUGAGUGCCCAGGAAUCAUCUGGCUUUUCUGACCUAAAAGGUGUCCACAGACUGAGGGCCUCAGCCCAAUGUCCCUGCCCUGGAGGUGGAUGCCCACUAGCCAUUCAUCGACCCUGUCCUGCAGAUGAGCACAGACUGGAGACUUUCUUUGCUCUCCUGCCCUGAGUGGCCUGGGGGCCCAGGACUUGUCACCAGCACCCACCACCCUUGGGCCCCUGGAACCCGAAGGGGAGCUGGAGGAGAGCCUACUCUAAGCUCAAAUUCCUGCCACCUCAGUCCCAUCACCCCUCGCCAAAGAAAGCACAGUCUCCAUUCUGUUUCACAAAGUCCCUAGCCACCACAGAGUGCUCAGCUCCUGGGGAUGAUGGGGUGCCCCCGUUUGCUGCACCAUUAAGGCAAUAAUAGGGCUAGGGAGAAGAAAAUUCCACAGAGAGACCCACUGCCCUGACGGGGCUCAUCACAGCAAUAACUCCAGAUGGAGGUCCUCAAUUACCCCAUUCCUGCCCCCAAAGAGUCACCAGCCUGGGAGUCACCACCUCCCCAUUCACAGAUUUAGCUAGGGGAUGGGAUCCUUGUCUGGUCUUCCUGUUUGUCAUUGGCUUGCUUGUCCUAGAGGGGACUAGUCAGGUAUCUGUCUUCUCCCUACCAGCAUCCCCCCAGGAGGAAAAGAUGUAGUGUUGUUUCUUAUGGGGGGGGGGAGUCCGAAAUGGAGGCAGGCCAGAGUUUCUUCUGGCUUUGGCCAAACUGCCAGGGUUAAGGACUGGCUCUCAGUACAAAUCCUCCAGGGUGUGAUGUUACUGGGGGUGCCCAGGGUGUUUGGCAGCUGCUCCCCCUACCUGGAUGAGAGAAGUAAAUGCCCUAGCAGGGAGUUCUAUCCCUAUAUGUAGUUUUUACUUUUAAUACUGUCCAGUCUGGUGUGACUUUUCUGGUAGCGUUCAGUUCCCCUGGUGUCUGAGGUGGCCCCAGGUCUUUCUGCAAAAUACUUGCAAAGGAUCUGAU
This is a messenger RNA of Vombatus ursinus (common wombat), 2490 nucleotides long. Its product is annotated as G-protein coupled receptor 22-like. Bases 1 to 1371 code for a protein of 456 amino acids. Gene Ontology annotation, cellular component: membrane. NCBI's taxonomy places the organism in Eukaryota, Metazoa, Chordata, Mammalia, Diprotodontia, Vombatidae. Gene Ontology annotation, biological process: neuropeptide signaling pathway. Gene Ontology annotation, molecular function: G protein-coupled peptide receptor activity. The transcript has a single exon. The record is from RefSeq and is a predicted model, not a curated record.